Molecule: messenger RNA, 1817 nt
Organism: Durio zibethinus
Lineage: Eukaryota; Viridiplantae; Streptophyta; Magnoliopsida; Malvales; Malvaceae
Product: 4-hydroxy-tetrahydrodipicolinate synthase, chloroplastic-like
Molecular function (GO): 4-hydroxy-tetrahydrodipicolinate synthase activity
Source: RefSeq, a predicted model, not a curated record
GUGACGAGUCAAAGCUGUUGUGUAGUUUAAUCUGUCAUGUAGAAAGUAGACACUAAGCCGCCGCCUAAUAAAAACCCUAGAAACCACAUAAAUUCAAGGGGCGUCCAUUGCUUUCUCACCCCUUAACGUUUCACUCCGUCCGCAACCAUCCUGCAACCUUUUCACUGGAAUCUGACGUCAUGGCUCAGAACUAUCGCCGUCACAUGAGCUCCGCCGUCUUUCUCAUCUCUCUCCGACUGACCAUCCCCACCACGAUUAUCACCACCAUUACCAUUCGCUGAAAAAAAUCUUCAUCCCACCAGAUUCUCACGCAUUUUCAACUUCAAAGUAUAUAGACUGUUACCGAAGCCAAAUUCAAGCGUUAUCUAGAAUAUUCUUGUUCGGGCCGGGUCGGGGCUAUCCGCGAUAGGACUACCGGUUCUGUUUAGGUGUUGGUUUGGUUGAAAGAUGGCUAUUUUGAAGAGCUAUGGCGUGUGCUUGAGAGAGUAUACGCCCCAGUUUCCUCGUCCCAAUCACGGCGAUAAUUACAAGAGCAGUAGAAAUGUAAAAUGGAGAUCCCCACGAGCAGCAGUAAUACCUGAUUUCCAUCUCCCAAUGCGUAGUUUUGAGGUUAAAAACAGGACAUCAGCAGAAGAUAUAAAAUCUCUUCGAUUGAUAACAGCCAUCAAAACCCCAUACCUACCUGAUGGAAGGUUUGAUCUCGAAGCGUAUGAUGACUUAGUUAAUAUUCAAAUUGGAAAUGGUGUUGAAGGUGUAAUUGUUGGUGGCACAACUGGUGAGGGCCAGCUGAUGAGCUGGGAUGAGCACAUAAUGCUUAUUGGUCAUACAGUCAACUGUUUUGGUGGAUCAAUUAAGGUAAUUGGGAACACAGGAAGCAACUCAACCAGGGAAGCAAUCCAUGCCACCGAACAAGGUUUUGCGGUUGGAAUGCAUGCUGCUCUUCACAUCAAUCCUUACUAUGGCAAAACAUCUCUGGAGGGAUUGGUUUCUCACUUUGAUAGUGUGCUGCCAAUGGGCCCUACCAUAAUCUAUAAUGUGCCAUCACGAACUGGCCAAGAUAUUCCUCCACGUGUCAUCAACACUAUAGCACAGAGUCCUAACUUGGCUGGCAUUAAAGAAUGCGUUGGAAAUGACCGCAUUGAGCAGUAUACAGGUAAUGGAAUUGUAGUGUGGAGUGGGAACGAUGAUCAGUGUCAUGAUGCUAGGUGGAGCCAUGGGGCUACCGGGGUAAUUUCUGUUACAAGCAACCUGAUUCCAGGCUUGAUGCGAGAGCUUAUGUUUGGAGGGAAAAAUCCUUCACUUAACGCAAAGCUCUUACCUCUGAUUGAGUGGCUCUUUCAGGAGCCUAACCCCAUUGGCCUUAACACAGCCCUUGCACAACUGGGGGUUGUGAGACCAAUUUUCAGGUUACCAUACGUACCUCUUCCCCUGGCAAAGAGGGUAGAAUUUGUCAAUCUGGUCAAGGAAAUUGGGCGGGAGAAUUUUGUAGGAGAAGAAGAUGUUCAGGUUCUAGAUAAUGAUGACUUCAUAUUGGUUGGCAGGUAUUAGUCCUUUGUGAAUGUUAAGUACUCUAGUUUGGUGUCUCUAUUUGGAGUUUGCAAUUUUACAUUCGUUUAUAAAAUUACAAAUAAAGUCUACCUGGUUGUUUAAAUUAUGACAGAAAAUAGUAGUGCUAAUAUAUAUGCUACUAAUAUGAUGCCACCGGGUAUCGGACUAUUGUCUAUUUGGACUGGUUUGCCUUGUACCUCUGUGCAUUGCCAUUGAUCGGAAGAAUCAAUUAUGCCUUCUCGUGGCUAUAGCAAGAAAUUGUGUUCAUA